AUCGAUAGUUUAUUGUCCACGAGAUUAACCAAUGAGAAUGAUGCAAGCAGAAGGCUAAAAUCAGAAUUUCUGGUGCAGUUUGAUGGGGUGACCUCCAAUCAAAGUGACCUGGUUAUCGUUAUAGGUGCGACUAACAAGCCACAAGAGUUAGAUGAUGCUGUUCUACGACGACUCGUAAAGAGAAUAUACAUACCUCUCCCGGAUCAAAGUGUUCGGAGACUUCUUUUCAAGAACAAACUUAAAGGCCAAGCAUUUUCCUUGCCAGAUGGUGAUUUGGACAGACUUGUCAGGGAAACUGAAGGUUAUUCUGGGAGUGAUUUGCAAGCUUUGUGCGAAGAAGCUGCAAUGAUGCCAAUCAGAGAAUUGGGUUCUAAAAUUCUUACAGUACAGGCUAACCAGGUGCGGCCAUUAAGAUACGAAGACUUGAAGAAAGCAAUGGAUGUUAUCCGACCCAGUUUACAGAAGAGCAGGUGGGAAGAGCUUGAACAGUGGAAUAUAGAAUUUGGUUCAAACUAGUGGAAUGGCGCAUGUAAAUAUAUUUUUAACUUUUGUGUAAAAUGACCCAAUAGAUAUAUGUAAUUUGCCAAUUUUAUCUGGUUU
Molecule: messenger RNA, 600 nt
Organism: Phalaenopsis equestris
Lineage: Eukaryota; Viridiplantae; Streptophyta; Magnoliopsida; Asparagales; Orchidaceae
Product: spastin
Cellular component (GO): microtubule cytoskeleton
Molecular function (GO): ATP binding; ATP hydrolysis activity
Source: RefSeq, a predicted model, not a curated record